AUGGACACUCCAACCAUACUGAAUGAGGACAAUGCAGCUUAUAUCGUUCAAAUCACAGGAGAAUACAUCAAGGGUGACAAUAAGCACAUAUCACCAAAGUUUUUCUACACACAUGAGCUUCAGAAGAGUCAAGAAAUUAAAGUCAGACAAAUUCAUUCAAGCGAUAACCUAGCAUAUCUCUUCACCAAAUCUUUGCCAAAUUUACAUUCUAAAAGCUAG
This is a messenger RNA of Prunus armeniaca (apricot), 219 nucleotides long. The record is from the annotation of a GenBank genome assembly. NCBI's taxonomy places the organism in Eukaryota, Viridiplantae, Streptophyta, Magnoliopsida, Rosales, Rosaceae.